Molecule: messenger RNA, 1652 nt
Organism: Aspergillus nidulans FGSC A4
Lineage: Eukaryota; Fungi; Ascomycota; Eurotiomycetes; Eurotiales; Aspergillaceae
Gene: trm82
Product: putative tRNA methyltransferase
Exons: 3
Coding region: 144-1652 (502 amino acids)
Biological process (GO): tRNA (guanine-N7)-methylation; RNA (guanine-N7)-methylation
Cellular component (GO): nucleus
Source: RefSeq, a predicted model, not a curated record
ACUGAAUAUACACAAUAUUAGACUGAGUUUUGCACUGGACUUGUCCUCAACAAGCAGACCUGAUCUGUGCUUUGCUACCUAGUGGUCUGUACUGUUACUCGCUCCCUGCGGGACCAUCAGCCUGUCGGCAGCUAUAUACAGCCAUGGCCGAAAACUUCCAACACCCCUUCCAGUGCAUACAGUUCAUCAAGAAAAGAAACGGUGAACAUAGAGACGUGUUCGUAGCAUCAGCGGGCGCAAAGCUCUUCUCCUACGCGGCGGACUCUGGGCGGCGCCUCUCUGUCUGGCCGCAAGACGGUGCGGACAAUAAUAUUCAUGGAACCAACUGUGCUGGAUCUAACCCAGAGACUGAAGGCCCUCCGGAGAAGAAGAGGAAGGUUGAGCCAUCUUCAGAAAAGGAGGGUGAUGCUGGUACUGCAGCUUCGAAAAAAUCCUGUACGUGGACCAACAUUCCCAUCUUGACGUCCACGCCAGACGGGGAAUAUCUGGUUGCGCUUACAGGAGAGGACAAAUGUAUCCGUGUCUUCCAGAUUGAAGAGGACGGUUCAUUUGUGCACCUGAGUGAGAGGCCAAUGCCCAAGCGGCCAUGCGCCAUCACAUUCAUGGAGGACAACGACAUCCUGACUGGCGACAAGUUUGGGGAUGUCUACUCCAUGCCCCUAAUACCAAGCGCUGAGCCGCGCUCUACCAUGAAGACUCUGGCCCAACGGUCCACGCCGAUCGCAGCCACAAACUUAACCGUGCACACGCAACGCAAUCUCAAAUCGUUAGAGAUGCAAAAGAACAUGCAGAACAAGCAGAAGAAAGAAGUAGACAAGCCCGUCUUCGACCACGACCUGUUGCUCGGACAUGUCUCUCUUCUCACAGACGUGGUCUUUGCCUCUUUACCGUCUCCGGACCCCUCGUCUACUAAGAGAAGAACCUACAUCCUUAGCGCAGAUAAAGACGAGCAUAUUCGGGUCUCGCGCGGGCCACCGCAGGCACACGUCAUCGAGAACCACUGCUUCGGACAUACAGCAUUCGUUUCUAAGCUUUGCAUCCCUGAAUGGGCUCCAGAGUACCUAGUCUCUGGCGGCGGGGACCCGCAUCUUAUCGUGUGGAACUGGACAGCCGGCCAAGUACUGCAUACUGUGCCCCUCGUGGAACAGCCAGCUGAAGGCGAAGCCAAGAAAGUCGCCGUCCACGGUAUCUGGGCGGCUACUCUUGGUGCAGACUCACGGCGAGUCAUUCUGGUUGCGCUGGAAGGAAACCCGGCCCUCCUCCCAUUCACCCUGGAACCCAACGGCUCCAUGACCGCUCACACGUCUAUCAAGACCUCGGGCAACGUUCUUGACGUGCAAGUCCACAAAGACAUAGUAGUCGUCUCUGUCGACUGCAUCCGCACUCCCGGGUCAAUGCAGGAAUGGCGCUCCAGUCCAAUUGCUUCAAUCACGCUCGAAGCGUUCCAGCUCAAGCAAGGAACAACAGAGUGGGAGGCGGUCACUGAUUACCAAUUGGUCACCACAGUUAACGCUACGGGGACAUUACCUGUCAUUUUGGCGGAUGGUGUAGAGGAAAAGGAAAAGGAGAAGAAGGCGUUGAAUGAUGUGUUCUAUGGGCUGGAGCAUCUGAGGAAGCAGACGUCGUGGGAGGGUGAGGCUACGGUUUUCUGA